This is a messenger RNA of Closterium sp. NIES-65, 4407 nucleotides long. The record is from the annotation of a GenBank genome assembly. NCBI's taxonomy places the organism in Eukaryota, Viridiplantae, Streptophyta, Zygnematophyceae, Desmidiales, Closteriaceae.
AUGGCCACCCCUAGUGUUCUCACCUUUGACGCUGAGGGUCGGGCUUUUGACUUUGAGGUCUGGGUAGAUGAUCUGCAGCUCUUCCUACAGUGCGAUAGGGCACACGGUCUCUCCCUGUUUGACCUCACUUCUGGUGCCUCUCCUGCCCCUGCUGCUGAUGCUGACGCCACUGUUCACUCACAGUGGGCCACGCGCGAUGCUGCUGCCCGCCUUGCUGUGCGCCGCCACUUACCGACCGCUGAGCGUGCGCAUUUUAGUCAGUACAAGAGUGCUAAGACCUUGUACGACGCUGUAGUUGCACGCUACUCUUCCCCUGCCACUGCUGCUCUUAGUCGCCUCAUACUGCCGUACCUCUUCCCUGGCCUCGCCGCUUUUCCCACAGUCGCUGACCUCAUUACGCACCUUCGCACAAGUGACACUCGCUACCGCGCUGCGCUUCCUGCUGAGUUCUGCGCCAAGAACCCCCCCCCUAUGUACAUCACCCUCUACUACAUAGUCACCCGGCUCCCUGACACCCUUCGCUUGGUCAGGAACCACUUUCUCUCUGUGUGCCCCACCACUCUCACCGUUGACCUCCUCGAGGAGCGCCUCCUAGCAGCAGAGAAAGGUAUAGUCGCUGUAGGAGCCUCUCGUGGUGACCCUCGUACCCCUGUCUUUGAGGGGUGCUCCCCCUCUCCCCUCUUGCCCUCUCUUGCCUCUGCUGCUGCAACCGACCUCGUUGGUCUUGAGUCGGUCGGUGCGGCGUCUGCCCCUAGCGGGAGACGCCGCUCAGGCAAGGGCAAGGGGGGCAAGGGCGCUGGAGGAGCUGGCGGGGGUGGUGGAGGUGGCGGUGGAGGCGGCGGAGGGGGUGGGGGUGGCGGUGGGAGUGGUGGCGGGGGUGGGGGUGCUAGUGGCGGCAGUGGAGGCAGAGGAGGAGGCGGUGGUGGCGGUGCGGGCGGAGGUGGCGGAGGUGGAGGCGGUGGUGGAGGUAGCGGCGGCGGAGGUGGAGCUGGUCGGGGCGGCUCUACGCAGAGGGCCGGCUCCGGUGGUGGUCAGCGCCAGCAGCAGCAGCAGCAGCGCACUCGUGAGACCUCUUCCCCCCAGCAGCUUCGUGAGUGGUACACUGCUCGUCAACGGGGUGGGAGUGCUGGCCCCUGUACCUACGUCCUCUGUAACGGCGACCGUACGGGUGAGCAGUGUGGGGGUCUGCACUCCACCCAGCGCUGCUUCGGUCGUCUGACGGAUGCUUGGCGUCACCAGUUCCCCGACGCUACAGAGAUCCCUCGCUGGGGCGAGCUGUUUAGGGCGGGUGUUGCGAUCUUUGAUCUUGAUUAUGAUGCUAUUCUUGCUGCCAUGUAUGCUGUGACUAUUAGUGAUGAGGGUGACUGUUACCGGUGUUUUCCGCCUGACCCGGGCAUUGUUGCUGCUGCUCUAGGUGCUGGUGAGGCUGCUGCUCUAGGUGCCAGUGAUUCUGCUACCCCAGGUGCUGGUGAGUCUGUGCUCUCAGGUUCCGCGUCGGCUACGGCCACCCACACCUUCACCCUUGACUCGGGUGCUUCCCGCUACUUCUUUCGAGACCACACCACGCUCAUGCCGCUUAGUCGGCUAGUGACAGUCUCCCUGGCAGACCCCUCUGGGGGUCCUGUCCUUGCCCACUUCUCCACUAUCCUACCGUGUCCAGGGGCCCCUUCUGGCACCCUGUCUGGUCUUGACCUCCCUUCGUUCUCUACGAACUUGGUGAGUGGUGCUGACCUCCAGGAUGCAGGGGUUCACCACAGUCAGCGAGCGACCCACUGUACCUGUGCUCAGACGGGCCGUCACUCGGCCACGUUUACCCGUCAGCCGGGGUCGAGCCUGUACACACUGACUACUGAGUCUCCUCCAGUCGCUCAGUCUGGUCAGGUAGCUACGUCAGGUCAGGUGUUUGCUGCGGCGUCCAGGUCUGGCCCUGAGUCUGCCCCCUGCUUGUGUCGUCUCCUGUCUCACCAGACUCUCCUCUGGCACCACCGCCUUGGUCACCCCUCCCUGCCUUGUCUUCGAGGCAUGGCUUCCCAUGUCCUUGUCUCUAGUCUUCCCCGGUCCCUCCCUCCCCUUCCUCCGGGGCCUGCCCCCACCUGUGUUCCCUGCGUUGAAGGGCGGCAGCGCGCUGCUCCUCACUCCUCCGAGUUCCCUCCGACAGAGGCUCCGCUGCAGACGCUUCACAUGGACGUGUGGGGGCCAGCCCGCGUCCGUGGACAGGGUCACGAGCGUUACUUUUUGCUGGUGGUUGAUGACUACUCGCGUUACACCACGGUCUUCCCUUUGCGCCGCAAGGGUGAGGUCACUGAGGUGUUGACUUUCACGCUUACGGACUCUCCACAGCAAAAUGGGAUUGCUCAGCACCGCAUUGGCAUGGUCAUGGACGUCGCUCGUGCGUCCAUGGUCCAUGCGGCUGCCCCCCAUUUUCUGUGGCCGUUUGCGGUUCGGUACGGGGCGCAUCAGAUCAACCUUCAGCCCCGGGUCUCCAUGCCGGAGACUUCCCCUACUCUGCGGUGGACGGGGAAGGUUGGCGAUGCGUCUGCGUUCCGUGUCUGGGGAUCUCGGGCCUUUGUUCGCGACUUGUCUGCGGACAAGCUGUCCCCUCGUGCUGUUCCCUGCGUCUUCCUUGGCUUCCCCCCUGAUGCGCCAGGCUGGCAGUUCUACCACCCCACCUCGCGCCGUGUUCUGUCCUCCAAGGACGUCACGUUUGACGAGUCGGUUCCCUACUACCGUGUGUCCCAGGUAGACGAAGUCGAGCCUGUCGAGGUAGCUGUUGACUCUGGUGCUGCUAGGGGUACCGAGCCUGCGGGUGCGGGGUCUGGGGGUGCUAAGCCUGCGGGUGCGGGGUCUGGGGGUGCUGAGCCUGGGGGUGCUGCGUCUGGGGGUGCUGAGCUUGGGGGUGCCUCGCCUGGGGGUGCUGAGCCUGGGGGUGCUGCGUCUGGGGGUGCUGCGUCUAGGGGUGCGGAGUCCGAGGGUACUGGGCCUGCUCGUGAGCUUCGUGAGUGGUUUGCCCGACGCUGGAGGCGUACUGCUGGAGCUGGAGAAACUGCAGGCGCUGGAGGUUCUGCUGCUGCUGAGGGUGCUCGUGCCACGGGUCCCAGAGGUGCUCGUACUGGGAGUACUGGAGCUGCUGGGCCUGCGGGUGCUUCUAGUACUGGAGCUGGUGGUGCUGCGGGCGUCGGUGCUACUGGGGGUGCUAGAGCUGGUGGACCUGCUGUAUCUUCUGGUGGUCCAGCUGGAGCUGGAGCUGCUGGGGGUGUUGGCGCUGAGGGUGUUUCUCGUGCUGGUGCCUCUAAGGGUGCUGGAGUUGGCGCUGCUGGAGCUGGGGGUGCUGCUGGCGCUGGUACUGUCGUUCGGGGUGCUGGUGCUAUCCCUUCUGGUGCUAGUGGUGCUGAGCGGCCGCGGCCGUACUUCGUUCCGCUCCUUGAGCAGGUUCUUGGUCUUCCGCCCUCUGCUAGUCCGGCUCCUCCCUUAGAGUGUCCACCGCCUUUCCAGUCCGAGUCACAGUUACAGCCUACCUCUCCUCUGCCUGCUCCUUCUCCCUACGCUGGUCCUACCGGAGGUCUUGCUGAGCGUCGUGAGCAGUCUCGUCCUGCGUCGCCUGUCCGUGCUGCUCGCACUAGUCGUCAUGGUUCGCAUCAGCGUCCUCCCCCUAUCCCCGGCACGCACCGGAUGUCUCUGCGUCUGUCCACUGCUCCUCUGCGUGCCCCUUUGCCUUCUCCUCUUGAGUCCGCUCUUCCUGCUCUUGCUGACCCGGAGUCGGACUCCCUUCGUGUUGCCCGUCCUACUGUCACCCGUCUCCUUGCUACUAUCAACACUGACCCUUCCUUUGAGUCCACUGCUGCGUCUGCCCUAGUUGCUGAGCUUGUCGACUUCGCUGCUCGCUGUCGCCUAGACUACACUGCUAGUCUUAUCGCUGAGUCUGAGUCUGUCUGUCCUCCGUCCGUCGGGGACAUCCCGACUCCGCGCUCUUACGCGGAGGCGAUAGAGGGUCCCUACUCCUCUCAGUGGCAGGCAGCCAUGGACGUAGAGAUGGCUUCCUGGAAGUCCACAGGCACCUACGUUGACGAGGCUCCCCCGCCUGGGGCGAACAUCGUCAGUGGCAUGUGGAUUUUCAGGGCACCUCGUGAGUGGCACGACACACUGAGGACUACACUUGCGGCUCUUGGGUUUGCUCCUUCUACUGCCGACCCGUCGCUGUUUCUGCGCACCGACACUUCUUUGCCGCCGUUCUACAUCCUCGUGUACGUCGACGACUUGGUCUUUGCCACAGCUGACACUGCUGGACUCGCCUACGUGAAGUCCGAGCUGCAGAAGAGACACACGUGCACAGACCUAGGUGAACUGCGCAGCUACCUUGGCUUGCAGAUCACCGGGGACAGAGCAGAGCGCACCAUCACCCUUACCUAG